AUGUACCAGCCGGGUGUGCCGCUGGGAUACAUCUAUGCUCGUGGAACACCAUACGAGAAGAAGUACUUCAGCAAGAAGCUUGGCUUCUGCUGCCUCUUCCUCGCCCCUCCCAUCAUCAUCGUGGCUCUCGCACUGGUAAUGGUGCCGAUUCUGUACGGUAUCGGAAACCACGCUCUGCACACCUCGGUGCUGCAUGUGUAUGGCGCCAACUUGACAAAUAUUGGCAACAGUUCCUUCCCUCUGAGUAUCCAGGGUCAGGUCAAGAAGACGGGUAUCUUCCCUGCCCACCUUUACUUCAGGGAACCCAUUCAAGUCUUCUGGAACACCGCACCACCCAACAUGAGGGAAGUACAGCUGGGAACUAUGUCGCUCGACUACAUCGGUGUGGCAGCUGGUCACGGAUCCAUCAACCAAGCGACUACCUUUGAGAUCACAGACGAAGAAGCCUUUGGAGAGUUUGCUCAAUGGCUGAUCUCUGAGCCUCAAUUCACCUGGCAACUGAGGUGUCCCAAUGUCCACGUAGAGGCGUUUAGCAUUCUGCCCACCUUCAAGAAUCUAGUCUUCACCAAGAACGUGGUCAUUGAUGGUAUCAAUGGCUUCAAUGAUGUCAAGGUUCUGAACUUCCAGCUGCCCGGAGACGAUCCCGCCGGCGGUAUUACCACUCAGGUCUUGACACAGCUGAACAAUCCUUCACCGUUCGGAAUUCAGCUGGGCGACCUUCAACUCGCGCUGUAUUACCAAAACAUGUUCCUCGGAAACGUCUUUGCUAGUGACGUCAAUAUCACCACUGGUCUGAACACCAUCCUCAUCGCCGGUCAGCUCGUACCUCACCUGGACAAUUCUACUGAGCUGGACCUCCUCGGACAGCUCUUCACUGGUUACAUCAACGGAAUUGCCGUUCCCGUUGUUGCAAAAGGUGUCGCAACGACGUUGACCAAUGGUCAGACCGUCACUUGGCUACAGACCGGUAUCACUGCUCUCACCGUCAAUGUGCCCUUGCAGUCUCCCACUGGUCCCAUCUUGCCAAUCACUGGCAUUGCCAUCGACUACCUGUCACUCGUCUACUCAGAAGAGACGCCAUACAACCCGGUGGCCUUCUCUCCUGCGUUGCUCGGUAACAUCUCGCUGCCAUUUGGUUUCUCACUCAGUAUUCUCGAGCUACAGAACACCAUCACCAUCCUCUAUGAUGGAGCCUUGGUGGGCAGCUUCGUCGCCCCUUAUGCAGCGUCCAACACUGUGUUGCAAGCCAUCACCGCUGGCGAGACGGUUGGGCAGGUGAUGAUCACUUUGCCACCGACUUCUUUGCUUCUGCCCAACACGACCGACGCCGCCAGGGAGGAGCUCAUCGUCUUCCAGAAUGCCUUCACGUACCAGGGAGCCGCUGCCUUCAACCUGGAGGGAUCUGCUCGAGCAUUGACCGACACACCGCUCGGUCGUGUGCUCCUCGACGGUAUUCCCUUCGCCGUCGGCACCGGUUUGAACGGUCUUGCCGGACUACUAGAGUACCCAACCGUCAUUAACUCAGUCGAUGUCGUGGGCGGAGCACCUGACGCCAUCAGCCUUGCGGUCGGCACCACGAUUGUCAACCCUUCGAACCUGAACCUGACUCUGGGCGACGUCACACUGAACCUGAUCAACCAGGUGCCCCUCGGAAACGUCACGCUUCCAAACCUCAACCUGGCCAUUGGUGAGGUCACAGUAGCAGCCACGUCUUUCUUCGAUCCCAACCGUGCUCCUGAGGGUCUCGAGGUCCUGAACAGAUUCAUCUCUGGACAGUACACCUAUCUGAACAUCUCCGGUUUCGCAGACUCCAGCCCGAUCCAGCCGCUUUCAGAGACGCUCAGUGGUAUUCGCCUGAACACCACUCUGCCCGCUCUGACCGUCAAUCUGGUCCAGUCGGCCAAUCUGACCGUGCUUCCCACUACGGGCACAGCGGACAGUGUUGCAGACUCUAUCGUCUUCAUCAAGAACCCGUUCACCGCUGGCCUGACAAUCACAAACAUCAAGGCUAACGCCACGUCCAAGGGAAUCUACAUUGCUAACAUCGACCAGUCGCUGAACUAUGUCGUCGGUGGCCACGCCACGGCACAGUCGCCAACCAUUCCUUUGACGCUCAACCUGUACCCACCUGACAUCUUUGGGCUCCUGCGUGCGCUGGUCGUCCAGUCUGGUCAAGACCCUUCCUAUCUGGAUGGAGUUGUUGGUCUUGGUGGUUACUCGUACUCUCCUACGACAGCAGCUAAUGGCAACACGCCAACGAUCGCUCGCCGAGACCUCUUCCCUGCUCAGCGGCUCGCAGAGGAUGAGACACUCCGUCGACGAGGACUUGAAGGCGAAGAUGACGUCGAGCUAGCCAAGAGGGACAAUCUGUACACGGGCUUCACUCUACCGCCGUACGUGCUCAAGGCAUUCAGUGUCGCCACUCUGGACCUGCUCAUCGAGUCAGAAGUCAACAUUGGAGAGUACCCGACGACAAUCACAUUCUCGCAGAGCGAUGUCGCCUUGGGUACGGAUGACACACUGGAUAUCCUCUUGCCCGUCUUGGCUUUGCCCAUCGUGCAGAAGAUCGUCGACAAUGCGAUCCUGAACAUUGAGCGAGUCACAAUCUUGAAUCCUCAGCAGAACACCUUCACUGUCUCAUUGCAGGGUACCAUCACCAAUUCUGGACCCUUCGAUGCUGUCAUUAGCUUCCCGACUGGUCUCGCCAUCUACUGGGAAGGCCAGCUGCUGGUCCAGACGGCGUUCCCGGACGUUUCCCUCACCGGGGACACGGGCGCUUCUAUCAAUGUCAUGUUGGAGGCUACCGUCCCUGACGUCGAUUAUCUGACGACCUUCACAAAGUAUCUCUUGACUCAGCCUUCCUUCGUAUGGAGCAUCCAGGGUACUGGUCUGUCAGUUGCAGCUCUCGGAAUCACUGUCCCGAACAUCACCAUCACGAAGGACGUUGCCCUCACUGCUUUCAAUGGUCUACAGGGCAUGGUCAUCAUCAACUCCUUUGAUCUGCCAUCGAAUUCGCCCGCCGGAGGUAUCACGCUGACGGCCAUUUCGACAAUCAACAGUCCGUCACAAGUCGGUGUUCAGCUCACCAGAUUCGGUACCAACAUCGUGAGGAAUGGAACUACUAUUGGUCCUGCAGCGGCCACUAGCGAGUUCAUCUUGGAAGCUCUUUCGGUGACCGUACUGCCUCUGGCUGGUAACCUCGUCGAACAGACCGAUGCUAAUGGCUUGGCCAUCUUAUCGGAGAUCUUCACUCGCUUCGUUCAGAACACCAACACCGACGUCAUCGUCAAUGGUGCCUACGCUGGUCCCGAGGAGGUCACUUGGCUCAACCAGGGUAUUCUUUCACUGUCUGUUACAGUCUCCCUGCCGGCCCAAGACUUCGAAGUCAUUCGUCUGGUUGGUAUCAAUCAGCUGUCGCUCUUCUUCACGGUGGCUUCGUCAUGGGCGCCUCCCACUAGUUCGAGCAACACCGUGGCGCACUUCUUCCUGCCAUUCGCCUUCCCAGUCAACAUCGUCAAUGUCGGUGGGCCCUUCAUUGCCAACUACAACGGCCAACAAACUGCUGUCCUCAACAUCCCUACUGACUCUGUGGCAACGACGGAUGUCGAGUCUCGAGUACUGUCACUGGUUUUCAACAGUGUACCUUUCGAAGUAUACGACGAUGCCCACCCGACCUUCUCGCAGUUCCUCGCUGAUACCACGAUUCAGCAGCAGGUCACCUUCAACCUGAAUGGAGCAGCGGUCGGUGUCGCCGAUACCGCAGCAGGAGCGAUCACGAUCAACGGAAUUCCCUUCAGUCUGGACACCAACUUGCUUGGUCUGCAAGGCCUCAACACGAGGCCUGCGGUCACCUCCAACCUGAAUGUCGUUCACGGUUACCCGACUUAUCUGCUGAUUACCGCCAAUGUAGCUCUGUACAAUCCGUCGGCUAUCACGAUCGGAACUGGCACAGUCAGGUUCGCAGUGAUGUUCCAGGACCGACCUAUUGGUAUGGCCAUCAUCAACAACCUUAUCCUUGUGCCAGGUACGAACAUCAUCUCGACGGAGAUCGACUACGCUCCACAGGGCGCUGCCAAUGUAGCGGCCGGUCAGGUGCUGCUGGAGAACUACGUUCAAAACGUCACUUCAAGCGCCAUUGUAGCAGGCACUGAUCAGACGACCAACAUCCCGUCGCUCGUCCAGGCGCUGGCUCAGAUCAGAUUGAACACUGAGAUUCCACCGCUUUUCAAGAUGAUCGUUAUUGAGGCCGCUCUGGAAGUUCCAACAGACAUUGCUCAGACAGGUGUAGCGUCGGCUACGGUCAUGAUUGCUAAUCCCUUCACGGCUUCCAUCAACAUCUUGGACCUGUCCGCCCAAGCCAUCUACUUUGGUCCAUCACAGUACGGUCAGAUCAUUCUGGGUACCAUCAACCAGAACUUCGAGAGCGACCCAUUGGUGAACCCGGGAAUGACGACGACCACAUCGCGUUCCAUCCCAAUCAACCUGAACAUCGAUCCGAAGAACCUGAUUCACUUCAUUUUGACUGCUGCCGCAAACACCGGUACAAGCUUGGGACCUUUCCCGCCGUUCUUGCAAGAUGUAUUGAACCUGGCAGACACGUCAACGACGAUAUCGCCGGUUCCUUACACCACGGCACCUCCUUGCUUCUCUGGUCAACAGUUUGACAUUCUCGGCGCCAUCUUGCAACUGCUGAAAGGCCUGGAGACGACGAUUCCCAUCAACUCGACCUUGAAGCUUGACGAUUACCAGACUGAUCUCGACUUCCAGCAGAGUCCAGUGCCAACGAUGACCGACAACACUGCCCUCUACCUUGUCGGUCCGGCUGCUGCACCCUUGAUUCAGGCCGUCGUCAACAAUGCCACGAUCUACUUCAAUCAGGCCAAUGCCACCAGUCUUGUCAACGAAGGAUUUGCCGUCUCACUCCAAGGAUUCUUGAAGACGGAUGCCCCGGCCGAUGCUUACAUCUCCUUCCCGGAUGAUAUCCUCGUCGACUGGGAGGGCACUCAGAUCGCCAAGAUCUCACUGCCUCCCAUCUGCUCUGCUCCCGGAGUUGGUGUCCCCAACCUGGUCACUAGCGGUCAGCUGUUCAUCACCAACUUUGACGCGUUUGUCACUUUCACCAAGUACAUUCUCAACAAUCCCAACUUCACCUGGCGAAUUCACAGUCCCUCGGUCUUGGUUCAGGCGGUAGGAAUCAACUUCAACGAUGUCAUUCUGGACAAGAUGAUCACCCUCGACUCCUUCAAUGGUCUACCCGGUAUCGUCAUUACCUACUUUACCAUUUACGGAGAGACGUCAGAUUCGCUGUUGAUCAGGGCCAACGCCGCCAUUCCUUCGCCCUCUGCGUUGGGUGUGGAGCUGGGUACGGCAAACUUCCGCAUCUUCUACCUGGGCACCAACAUCGGACCAAUUCAGGCGACGAACUUGUUCCUGGCUCCCAAGCCGUUCAACGGACAGCCUCAGACGACUACGACUGUUGCCAUGACCACUGGUGCAAUUGAGUCACAGAUCGGCAACACAAAGGGCCUUGCUACGCUCGGUAUCUUGUUCACGCAGUUCUUGGCUGGUCUGAACCAGACUCUGCAGCUGACUGGUGUCAGUGUCAUCUCGCCGACCAGCGGCGGACAGCCAGUCAGCUGGCUCACCGACGCCUUCCCGGCCCUCACCACCAACGCCGUCCUGCCGGGCCAGAUCUACCAGAUCAUCUUCUCGAUCGUUCUUUCCGACCUGACCGCAACCAUCAACAACCCAGUGGUACCGUAUGUCAUCACUGGUGGCAACAACCAGACGAUCGCUACAUUCGCCAACCCCUUCGAAUUCUCGCUCACCCCACUUCGGACCGCUCCUAUGAUUACGCUCACCUAUCAAGGCGUGGACACGGCUCAGAUCAACUUGCCCGACGCACCCGUCGUCUCGGCUGGAACUUCCAGGGCACCAACAGACAUCGAGCCUCUUGUGCUGGACUUCUUUAAUCAGCCCAUCGACUCGCUCAAUGAUGCCUCUUUCGAAGCCUUCCUCACCCAAUUGGCCAAUGAGCCCAGUGCGACAUUCGGGCUCAAGGGAAUGACAUCUGUCCUGGCAAGGACUGUCGUUGGUGACAUUCAGAUCGGAGGUAGUUCCGGACCAACAUUGGGUAUCCCUUUCAAUGUCACCUCCAGCCUCGCGGGUAUCAACUCCUUCAACCACAACUUCAGUACCGCUGACGUCGUCGUCGAGGGAGGUACCGAUCCUACCUACAUUCGUAUCCCGCUUCAGGUCACCCUCGACAACCCAAGCAUGCUGACCAUCAUCACCCCAGGUGUAAGCUUGCCCAUCACGUACACUGGUGUAUCAGGCGCUACCGUCCCGGAGACCUACGUUGGUCGUGCUGUCAUCGAAAAUCUUCUUCUCAUACCCGACACCAACAUGAUAGGAGUCAUCUUCGAGUACAUGCCAGAUGACCCUAGCAACGCCGAUGCCGAGGAUCUUCUCACCAAGUUCUUGCAACCCCAGACUGGAACAGAGUCAACGCCUUACAACCCUAUCAACAUUGCCAUCAAUGGAGCUAUAGCGAACAACGGUGGGCCUCUGUCGCCCUAUGGCGAGCUUGUGCCUGCUUUCAGAGAGCUCACCGCUGCAGGGACCCUCGCCGGCAUUGGUUCGCGUGUUGCGAUCCAGAUCAACGUGUACAUCACCGCCCGCACGCUCGCAACGACCUUCGCGGGCAGUCCAAUGGUCGAUGCCAAGAUCAUUCUCCAGGAUGUGCUGGCUGCGCCUAUCAAUCUUCAGCAUCUGGUCACCAACAUCUACGCAAACCCGGGAAAUACGCCGAGAACCCUCUACGCGCGACUGGACCAUACCUUCGAAAAUGGCUAUGCUAUUCCACCGAACGGUGGAACGGCGGAGAGCGAAGACAUUCCAGAGAUCACGCUGAUGCCAAAUGGGGUGGGAGGAGCUGGAUUGGCAACGCUCAUCGCGUCACUUCCCAUUCUGGCUGAUACCACAUUGGACAUCGACAACACCAUUGAAGUACUCGUCGGAGCUUACAGAGUACCCUCUCUGAUCUACAACGAGGUGGCGGUCAACACAACCUACUUCGCUUGUGUGACGCCAGACGAUGCCACAUGUGUUCCACUGACUGGUAUCUCAGAUCUUCUUCAACUGCUGCUGAUCCUGUUAGGUCUCGGAGGUCAGAUCAUCGACGAAUUGGUCAAUCUCUUGACA
Messenger RNA from Microstroma glucosiphilum, 7203 nucleotides. RefSeq lists its product as hypothetical. Lineage: Eukaryota; Fungi; Basidiomycota; Exobasidiomycetes; Microstromatales; Microstromataceae. The transcript has 2 exons. The annotation marks the transcript as partial. The record is from RefSeq and is a predicted model, not a curated record. Gene Ontology annotation, cellular component: fungal-type vacuole membrane.